This is a messenger RNA of Dichotomopilus funicola, 1782 nucleotides long. RefSeq lists its product as uncharacterized. The transcript has a single exon. The record is from RefSeq and is a predicted model, not a curated record. The coding region runs from base 1 to 1782 and encodes 593 amino acids. Lineage: Eukaryota; Fungi; Ascomycota; Sordariomycetes; Sordariales; Chaetomiaceae. Gene Ontology annotation, biological process: DNA synthesis involved in DNA repair; DNA-templated DNA replication; DNA repair. Gene Ontology annotation, cellular component: nucleus. Gene Ontology annotation, molecular function: ATP hydrolysis activity; single-stranded DNA helicase activity; enzyme activator activity.
AUGGUGGUCUGCCCCGUUUGCAAUCGGGGCGUCAAGGCCGCCGAAAUUAACAGCCACCUCGAUUCGGACUGCAAGACUUUCCUGCUCGAGGAGCAGCAGCAGCCAACAGCAUCCUCAUCCCCACCAAACGGGACCCAAACCAACAACCCCUCCCAGAGUCAACUACCGCUGAGCUCAACACAAAAGAAACGAUCCGCAUCGACCUUCUUCCAGACACCCGCCGCAAAGCGACAACUCACGACGACGGUAAAACCACCGACACCAACACCGUCGCAGACAAAUGGGACUGGGAGCAACGGGCCGAGAGUAGGGACGAAGAGACGGUACGAUGAGGGGCCAGGCGAUAGUCCCGCGGGGGAGGACCCACAAGAGCAGCAGCGGCCACAACAACAACAACAACAACACUCAGCGAACAACAACCUGAACACCACCAACGGGCCUCUGGCAAAACGAUCCAAAAACGCCCGCACGGCCCCGCUCGCCGAGCGCAUGCGGCCCGACACGCUCGACGACGUCUUCGGCCAGGAUCUCGUCGGCCCCAACGGCGUGUUGCGCGCGCUGAUCGAGACCGACCGGGUACCGAGCAUGUUGCUCUGGGGCGGCUCGGGCACGGGCAAGACGACGAUUGCGCGGUGCAUUGCGCGGCGGGUGGGUAGUCGGUUUAUCGAGCUGAACGCGACGAGUACGGGCGUGGCGGAGUGCAAGAAGUUGUUUACUGAGGCGGGCAACGAGUUGAACCUGACGGGGCGGAAGACGAUCAUCUUUUGUGAUGAGAUUCAUCGGUUUAAUAAGGCGCAGCAGGAUGUGUUUUUGAAACCGGUCGAGGCAGGGACGAUCACGUUGAUCGGGGCGACGACGGAGAACCCGAGUUUUAGGGUGCAGGCGGCGUUGCUGAGUCGGUGUCGGACGUUUACGUUGCAGGCGCUGACGACGGAGGAUUUGCAGAGAAUUCUGCUGCGGGCGCUGCAACAGGAGGUGGAGCUUGAAGGGUUAGAGUUGUCGCCGCUGAUUGACGAGGAGAUGCUCCGGUAUCUGUCUGCCUUUGCAGAUGGUGAUGCCCGCACAGCUCUGAACCUCCUCGAGUUGGCGCUAUCCCUUACCAACCGCCCAGCAGCAGCAGCAGCAGCCGCAUCCGACGGCUCACCCGACAAUCCCGAACCAGUCACCAAAGAAUCCAUCAAAGCCGCCCUAACCAAAACCCUCGUCUACGACCGCGCAGGCGACCAGCACUACGACACCAUCUCGGCCUUCCACAAAUCCGUCCGCGGCUCCAACGCCGACGCCGCGCUGUACUACCUCGCCCGCAUGCUCCAAUCAGGCGAAGACCCCCUCUUCAUCGCCCGCCGCAUGGUCGUCAUCGCCUCCGAAGACGUCGGCCUAGCCGAUAACUCCCUCCUCCCACUCGCCACAGCAACCUACACGGCCACGCAACAGAUCGGCAUGCCGGAAGCCCGCAUCCCGCUCGCCCACUGCACCGUGGCUCUGUGUCUCGCGCCAAAGAGCACGCGCGCGUACCGCGGGUUGAAUAAUGCGCUUUCUGCGCUUCAGGAACCGGGGAUCGCGUCGCUGCCGGUGCCGGUGCAUUUGCGGAAUGCGCCGACGAGGUUGAUGAGGGAUCUGGGGUAUGGGAAGGAGUAUAAGUAUCCGCCGAAUUAUCGGGAUGGGAAGGUGAAGCAGGAGUAUUUGCCUGAUGGGUUGUUGGGGAGACAUUUCUUGGAGGCGAGAGAUUUGGGGACGGAGGUGGAUCCGGAUGUUGAGAUGGGGGAGGGUGAUGCGACGUGA